AUGGAAGAAAACAUAUCUCGAAGUCUUCCAGAUCACCUCUCAAUUUUCUCGGCAGAAGCUCUCGCUAUUGAUGUCGCGAUCAAAAGAGCCAAUGAACCAACUGUGAUCUACACCGACUCGGCAAGUGUACUAACGGCUUUAGAAUCUGGAACCAAGCAUCCGAUCGUCCAAAACAUCAUCUAUCAAAAAAAUCUGAAAAACGUUACGAUGGUCUGGAUUCCAAGUCACGUUGGUAUUCAGGGCAACGAAGAGGCUGAUCGACUUGCGAACUUAGGAAGAAAUGAAGGUAGAUACGCUAUAAAUAUUCCAAAAGCGGACGCGCUAAAGUGGAUCAAGAGAAUGUUGAAACUGCAACACGAACGAAACUGGAACAAUCAGCUUAAUAUAAAACUGCGAGAAAUAAAAUCGACAACGGAAAAAUGGAAGGAUAUGAACAACAAGAAAGAGCAGAAGGUCCUUACCAGGUUGAGGAACGGCCACACCAGGAUGACCCACAAACAUCUGAUGGAGGGAACGGAAACACCAGUGUGCGAUGCGUGUGGUGUUCAACUGACGGUAAAGCACAUUAUUAUGGAGUGCUUGAAAUACAACGACAGAAGACAAGUGCUACCGGAAGGCAGCCUGGCGGAAAAACUUGAAAACGUUCGUUCCAAGGAGAAGAAAGUGAUACAAUUUUUAAAACAGUGUAACCUUUUUAGUGAGAUCUAA
Molecule: messenger RNA, 708 nt
Organism: Uranotaenia lowii
Lineage: Eukaryota; Metazoa; Arthropoda; Insecta; Diptera; Culicidae
Exons: 1
Coding region: 1-708 (235 amino acids)
Molecular function (GO): RNA-DNA hybrid ribonuclease activity; nucleic acid binding
Source: RefSeq, a predicted model, not a curated record